AUGUCUGGUGACUGAAAAAACAUACACAAACAAACAGAAACAACGUAAUAAAUACAACAAAACACUCCUGAAUUGCACCGGAUAGAACUAUCUGUCAUUGAGAGUGAAUAAUGUUGGGCUGUUAGGUUGUUUGAUAAUAAUAUUUACUCAUUCAGUCAAUUCUAUGUGAUCAUUAUUAUGAUUGGUAAUCGCCUAUUAGUGACAACAUUUAAAUCAAACCGGCAGUAGUGACUAUAGUCAUGCCGUAGUGGUAAUCAGCAGCAAUAUAGCAAUAAUGUCAUCAGACUAAAAGAGAUUUUCAGCAAAUCAAUCACCCUACUGAUUCAUAUAUAUUAAAAAUUUGUACUUUGCGAUUGCUUAGGAAAUAUAAAGUAAAUUGAAAAGCACACAAAAAAUGUCUCCCAAAUGCCUGAAUAUUUUAUGUUUGAAGUAAGUUACAAAAAGUUUAUUUAUUCCAUUUUACAUGAUCGAUUUAUUUUUUUGAAUUUGCCAGUCUUAAGUUUAUAAAAUGCUCUGACAUGUACAGUGAAGUUAUAAAAAUUAACUGUAGAUAUGGGAAGCAACAUUAGUAAGUCAAAAACACCACCUCUUCACAAAGCUGUUAUUAAGAAAUCGCUUGAGAACAUGCAGUCACUGUUGGCAAAGGAACCUUUAAUGAUUGAUUGCGUCGGUCGAGAAGGAGAAACUGCUCUCCAGUGUGCCAUUAAAAUCAAUUUCACCGAAGGAAUCAAGUUCUUGAUAGAGAACAAUGCAAACAUCAACACUAAAGAUAACAAUGGGUAUACACCUUUGCAUUAUGCAAUGUUUUGUUGUAAUGAACAACUUGUUGAAGAUCUCAUAGACAUUGGUGCUGAUGUAAAUUCAGCUGAUGAAAUGGGUAGGACUCCACUUCACUAUGCAACCAAAGAGAAUUUCAGUAGGGGUUUGGACUUGUUGCUAGAAAGAGGUGUUAACGUUAACCAAGAAGAUAAAUUUAAAAUUACCCCACUAGUCUGGCCUGUCAGGAGAGGAAACAUUGACUUUGUUGAGAAACUCACAGCCAGAGGAGCAAACGUGGACUAUAAAGAUGAACAUGGCGAGUCACUCCUCCACUAUGCAGUGAGGUGCGGAAGUGUAUCCAUUGUCAAGAUGUUGGCCAAAGGCGACAUUGUGAACGGGAGAAACAUACAUGGGCAAACGCCUCUCCAUUUGGCAGCAAAGUUGGAAAUUAAAGAGACUGUAGAAAUACUUUUAGCAGAAGGAGCAGAUGUGAAUUGUAAGGACAAUUACGGUGAAACCCCUCUAAUUUUUGCUGUUGACGUUGGGUGCCUAUCUAUUGUGAAACUUCUGUUAGAAAAAGGAGCUGAUGUAAAUGCACAGAACAAUUUGGGACAAACUCCGUUGUACUUGGCUAUAUACUUCAUGCAUGAUGACGAAGACGAGGAUGAGUACAGUUAUGAUUAUUACUUCAAUAUUGUCCAGGAACUGCUAGAUUGGGGAGCUUCUCUGUCUAUUCCACUAAUGAAUGGAAUGACAUCCUUCCAGCUAGCUUCUGACGAGAUCUGUAGAAUGAAUGCGUUGAAGAUCCACGUCUUGAAGUUAACCUGCGCAAAUCUACCUGUUAAUGAAUCCUUGGACAUUGACUCUUGUGAAUUGAAAUCUUUUAAAGGUACAUGUCUCAGAGAGCUGGAAAAGAUCAAAAGCACUAGAUUCGGACGGCAGUCAUUACAUAACAUCCUGACUAAUUGUAACAACUCCUCUUUUGUUUUGAACGACAAUUUAGCACAAGCGAUCCAAUCUUCUACUUUAAGAAUCGACUUUCCAAUAUAUUCAUCCUUGUUGGUUGCAAAUUUUGUGAAAGGGAAAAAGAGGCAGUCUCUAUUGGACUCUGCUCAGUUCACAUUUAUUGAUCUUUUAGAAAGAAAUGGGAGUAUUAUACUUCCUGAUGAAAUUGUUAGGGAGAUUUUGUCGUACUUGGACAAUGAAGACCUUCUAAUUCUAAUAAACACUCUGAGAGAAGUUUUAAACUAUGGUAAAUCCUAGUUUUACAAGGUUUUGAACAACUUUCUGUUCAUCUCAUUCAAGAAUAUUAUCAUUUAAUUAAAUAAAACCAUAGAUAAUUAAAUUAUUUUUGACCAUGUAAAGUAAUUGUGAGUCAAAGAAAAAUAAAUUAAAAGUUUUUGUCAACUAUGAACUGAAGAGUGUAAACAGAAAUAACUAUGCUUAUUUUGUCAAUAUCAGUAUAAAUAUUUUUUAUGUACCGUAUUUUUAUAAUGACUUUACACAAGUGUUUGGCAACAUUCACUAUUGCAGUGUACAGUGGAACGAUAUCUGAUAUGGUAGGUACAGAUUAUGUGUUGCUAAAGUCAAGUUGUUAAAUUGGUUAUGAAACGUCCUUUGGAUCUUUUAUAACACUGUUGUAUCGUAACACUCAAAAUCGGUUUUAAGUUUUAGGUGUUAUAGACAUACUUAAAAAGUUGGGAUUGUAGUUAGUUCUAAAUUAUACAUAAUUGUGAAUCAUAUUAAUGUUUUGUAAAUUGAAAAAUCUGUAAAUUUUGUAAAAAACUUGCCACUGUAAACAUGGUUAUGCCAGUUAAAAAUUAAACAUGUUCAACAGGAAACGAAGUAUCAAAAUAUAAAACUUACAUAAAUUAGCAUUGAAGUAUUUUAAUUCUUUGGCUUACGUAACAUACCUGUAGUAAUUUUAUUAUGAUAGCAAUAUUUUAAUGUUGUGUAAACCAGAAAGCUUAGAAGAUAUUGUUAAAAAAGAUUUUAAGUUAAGAUAGUGUGUACCACAAGAAAAGUUCUAACAUAAUCUUGAAUAUGGAUCGCAACUGUUCUUAAUUUUUUUAAUACUUCUAAAAUGUUUCUUACAUAAUAUAAGCCAUCUUUGAGUUAGUCAUGUAAAAGUGUAAAUAAAAUCUACUCUUAAAGUAUGUCUAACACCCUUACAAAAUGUUUAUAAAUUUUAAGAAGUUAAAUUUUUGUUAUAUAAAAAUACACAUCUUGAAUCACUUAAAAAAUUUGUUUACUACUGAACACCUUCAACGGGUUAAUAUAAACCAGUUCCUACAAAAAUAUUACAAUACAAUUCAAAAAGUAGUGAUAUUUUGCUCUCUUUUACCCUAGACGAUUCCUAAAGAAAAACAGUGUAUCAUUUUUGUGAAUGCACGUUUAAAUUUACAUGUACAUGAACUGUAAAUACUCACUCAAUAAUCACUCCCAUUUCUGUUUAUAAUCCAUAAACUGAGCACAUAUUACGCCAUUAAUAUUUUAUGUACUAUAUUUUACUUCCUGCUUCAUUAAUUUUGACAUAAUGCUGCUAGCAAUUUAACUAUUAUAAGUUAAUAAGUAAUUGUAUAUAAAAUUAAAAUAGAAUUUAGCUGUAUUUGUUUGUAUUAGAGUGAAAUAAUGCAUAUUUAAUCUUUGGUGCUACUUGUAAAAUUAGAUAAAAUCCUGUUUGAUUGAUUUUAUAAUUGAAUAAAUAUAUUUUUUUAAUAUUA
Molecule: messenger RNA, 3482 nt
Organism: Homalodisca vitripennis (glassy-winged sharpshooter)
Lineage: Eukaryota; Metazoa; Arthropoda; Insecta; Hemiptera; Cicadellidae
Product: putative ankyrin repeat protein RF_0381
Exons: 4
Coding region: 553-2022 (489 amino acids)
Cellular component (GO): nucleus; cytoplasm
Molecular function (GO): protein binding
Source: RefSeq, a predicted model, not a curated record